Parasteatoda tepidariorum (common house spider) is the source of this 2031-nucleotide messenger RNA. The record is from RefSeq and is a predicted model, not a curated record. NCBI's taxonomy places the organism in Eukaryota, Metazoa, Arthropoda, Arachnida, Araneae, Theridiidae.
CAUUUAUUGAGCAAGUAUUUAGAAAAUUCUUUUCAGAAUUCAUCAGCAAAGUAAUUAGUUAUCAAAAUAAAGAGCACUCAUUAAGAAGUAGUUAAACUACGCUUUUUUAAGCGAAAGCCACGAUUCUGAUCGUGGACCAAUCAAGCUUGGCCACGACCUGUCAAAUACGUUUUUUAAACAGCUGCCUGUUUGUUGAUGAUUAGUGAUACGUAAGCAUACGCAUACUUAAGAAGAGCCGGGUCCCUCGAUGUUUAUUUGAGCCGGUAUUUAUGAAAUCUGAAAUUAUGUAUUUUUCAGGUUUAUUGUUUCUCCAAGCUGUUUUCACUCUAUCAUUUGCAUUUUAUGAAAAUAACAAUGAAGUUGUUGAACUGAAUCCGUCUUCUUUCAACUCUAGAGUGGUGGAUAGUGAUGAUAUAUGGAUUGUUGAGUUUUAUGCACCAUGGUGUGGUCAUUGUCAAGCUUUAGUGUCAGAGUACUCUAAAAUGGCAGCUGCUGUAAAGGGUAUUGUAAAAGUAGGAGCUGUAAAUGCAGAUCAACAUCAAACUCUUGGACAGAAGUAUGAAAUUCGAGGAUUUCCCACCAUUAAAAUAUUUGGCUCUAAUAAAAAUAAACCAAAAGAAUAUUCAGGUCCUAGAACUGCUCAAGGAAUGGUUGAUGAAUUAUUCAAAGAAUUGAAAAUACAAGUGCAGGCUAAACUAAGUGGCAAGAAAAGUGAUAGCAGUGGUGGAGGCAAAAGUCGUAAAGAAGGAGAUAAAAAAGAUGUUAUUGAACUGACUGAUUCUAAUUUUGAAGAAACAUUAUUGCAAAGUAAAGACAUGUGGCUAGUUGAGUUUUAUGCUCCUUGGUGUGGACAUUGUAAACGCUUAGAACCCCACUGGACUGAAGCCGCCACUGAGCUAAAAGGAAAAGUUAAAUUAGGCGCAUUAGAUGCUACUGUUCAUACAAUAAUAGCCAAUAAGUAUGGUGUAAAAGGAUUUCCUACUAUAAAAUUCUUUCCACAAGGUGUUAAAGAUGGAUCAGCUGAAGAAUAUGAUGGAGGUAGAACAGCAUCAGACAUUAUAAAUUGGGCUUUAGAAAAACAUGCAGAUCUUGUGCCUCCUCCUGAAGUCUUACAAGUCACAAAUAAUGAAAUAUUGAAACAAGCCUGUGAAGAUUCUCCCUUGUGUGUCAUCAGUAUUUUACCUCAUAUUUUGGACUGCCAAUCUGCCUGCAGAAAUGAAUAUCUUGACAUCUUAAAGAAAGCUGGGGAACGUUUCAGAAAGAAUAGAUGGGGCUGGAUUUGGGCCGAAGCAAUGGCACAACCACAGCUAGAAGACUCUUUGGGCAUUGGUGGAUUUGGUUACCCUGCUAUGGCUGUUGUAAAUGCUAGGAAAAUGAAGUUUUCAAUUCUUAGAGGACCUUUCAGCUUUGAUGGAAUUUCUGAACAUAUUCGAGCUGUUUCUGUUGGACGUGGUAGCAGUUCUCCGAUCAAAGGUGCUAAAUUACCAGAAAUUACUGACAGUGAACCUUGGGAUGGCAAAGAUGGACAAUUACCUGUAGAAGAAGAUAUCGAUUUGAGUGAUGUUGACUUUUCUGAUGAUGACUCGGACACACAAAAACGAAAAUCUGAACUCUGAGAUGUGAUUAUAGAACUUAAAUAAUUGUGCAUUACAAAUCACUACAAUUGAUUUCAUCUAUCAUUUGCUACUAUUGUCUCAUCAUCGAGAAGUGCGGAAAUUGUUUGUUCUUUCCGAGACAGGCCAGUGCAAAUCUAACAAACUUCUGGAAGUGCUUUAAUAACAGAAUUAUAGUUUAUAUUGAAGUAAACUUUAUUUUAUGAACGUCUGCAUUGUUUUCUAUUUAUUUUUUAACAUUUGUGUCACUGUGUAUCGUUGUCAGAAGUUUGUCAGGCUAGAUCUCACCAACGUUUGAUUCUCUUCCAUUGGAACCGUUGGCCGUGAUCACAAAUGUCUUCAUACUUAACUAUGGAUCAAAGCUGUUUUCUUUCCUUUGUCCAUGGCAAUGUUUUGUAAUAAAUAGAUUUUUCUAUUA